AUGGAGCCGCUGCGGUCCGAAAAGGAUGUAAGAAGCUUCCUCGGCAAGGGGCAGUUUAUCAGUCGGUUCAUUGCCAAGUUAACUUCAACCUGUGAACUAAUUUUUCACCUACUCAAGAAAGGUGUGUCAUUCAGACGGGACGACAAGUGCCAGAAAGCUUUUGAGGUAAUUCGAACUUAUUUGCAAAACCCACCGGCACUAACACCCCCCACAUCAGGAAAACCUUUGAUCCUAUACCUGUCAGUCAGUCCGUCCUCUAUGGGGUGUAUGUUGGCACAGGAAGGAGAUGAUGGAAUUGAAACAACUAUCUACUAUCUGAGCAAAAAGAUGGUUGGAUAUGAAGAGCGUUAUACUCCGUUGGAAAAGAUAUGUUGGGCACUUGUCUGGGCUUUCAAGAAAUUGAGACAUUAUAUGCUAGCCUACCCAGUAAGGCUAAUUUCUCGAAUGGAUCCCCUCAAGAAGUCCGUAAAAGGAAGAGCUGUUGCUGAAUUCUUAGCUGACUGCCUAGUUGAAAGAGGUGAAGAUGCCGAGUUUAAGUUUCCCGAUGAAGACAUAAUGACUAUAGCAGAAGAUGUUUGGAAGUUGUACUUCGACGGGGCUGCUAAUCAGAAAGGGUUUGGAAUUGGCAUGUUGCUAAUAGCACCCGAUGGGUCCCACAUUUCACUCGCAUUCAAGCUAAAUUUUGAAGUCACCAACAAUCAAGCAGAGUACGAGGCAUGCAUUGUAGGUAUGGAAGCAACAAUCGAAAUUGGUAUAAAGAAAUUGGAAGUGAUGGGAGACUCCAACUUGGUAGUGUCGCAGGCUAAUGGUGAAUGGAAAGUCAAAGAAGAGAAGUUAAAGCCAUACCAUCAAGAUGUAGAGGAUCUCAUUUCUCUAUUCAAUAAGGUAACUUUUACUCAUGUACCGAGGCUCAAGAAUCAAUUUGAGAAUGCCUUGGCAAUGCUAGCAUCCAUGGUUGAGAUUCCUAUCGGUGUAAAACUAAGGCCAAUUAUGAUCGAACAAAGGGAUACACCGGUAUAUCAUCAUGUCAUGGUCGUUGAUGAGCCUGAUGAUGGUCACCCUUGGUAUUAUGACAUUUGGAGAUUCAUGGAAAGAGGAGAAUACCCCAUUGGAGCGAGCAAGAAAGACAAAAUCUCUCUCCAGAGGAUGGCAGCCCAAUACAUCAUUUGCGGGGUCGGAGGUCGCACUGCGGUGUGCACAAGUUAUGCAUCCAUGGAGCCAAAGCCAAAAGGGUAA
This is a messenger RNA of Rhododendron vialii, 1236 nucleotides long. RefSeq lists its product as uncharacterized. Lineage: Eukaryota; Viridiplantae; Streptophyta; Magnoliopsida; Ericales; Ericaceae. Gene Ontology annotation, molecular function: nucleic acid binding; RNA-DNA hybrid ribonuclease activity. Bases 1 to 1236 code for a protein of 411 amino acids. The record is from RefSeq and is a predicted model, not a curated record. The transcript has 2 exons.